Molecule: messenger RNA, 1446 nt
Organism: Chelmon rostratus (copperband butterflyfish)
Lineage: Eukaryota; Metazoa; Chordata; Actinopteri; Chaetodontiformes; Chaetodontidae
Product: D(4) dopamine receptor-like
Exons: 4
Coding region: 80-1243 (387 amino acids)
Biological process (GO): adenylate cyclase-activating adrenergic receptor signaling pathway; adenylate cyclase-inhibiting dopamine receptor signaling pathway
Cellular component (GO): plasma membrane
Molecular function (GO): G protein-coupled receptor activity; dopamine neurotransmitter receptor activity, coupled via Gi/Go
Source: RefSeq, a predicted model, not a curated record
CCGGCCCGGCCUUCAUGAGAGCCCGCUGGCCGCGCGGCUGCGGCUCGGACCGGGACGGAGCGGAGGAGCCGCGGCAGAGAUGGCAGCCAACCUGAGCGCGGCGGCGGCGGCGCCCGAGGCGGCCGCGACGGGACACAACCUGCCGGCCCUGGUGUUCGGCGUGCUGCUGAUCGUGGUGAUCAUCUGCGGGAACCUGCUGGUGUGUCUGAGCGUGUUCACGGAGAAGGCGCUGAAGACCACCACCAACUACUUCAUCGUCAGUCUGGCGGUGGCGGAUCUGAUGCUCGCGGUGCUCGUGCUGCCACUUUUCGUCUAUUCCGAGUUCCAGGAUGGCGUGUGGACCCUCAGCACCACCGUCUGUGACGGUCUGAUGACCAUGGAUGUGAUGCUGUGCACCGCGUCCAUCUUUAACCUCUGUGCCAUCAGCGUCGACAGGUUCAUCGCCGUGUUAAUCCCGCUCAACUACAACAGGAAGCACGUGGACCUGCGGCAGACGGUGCUGCUGUCGGCCACCUGGGUCUUGGCUCUGGCCGUGGCCUCGCCCGUCAUGUUCGGCAUCAACAACGUGCCGGGCCGAGACCCCCGGGAGUGUAAAUUGGAGAACGACGACUAUGUCCUGUACUCGUCCGUGUGCUCCUUCUUCAUCCCCUGCCCCAUCAUGCUGCUGCUGUACUGCGGCAUGUUCCGCGGCCUGAGGCGCUGGGAGGAGGCGCGCAAAGCCAAGCUGAGGAACAGCAUCCAGGCCUGCCGCAAGCUGCAGGAGGCCGCCGUGUCGCUGCCGCCGCUGGCCUCGCUGCCGCCGCCACUGCCGCCCAUCAUAGAGCGGGAACAGACGGACACUGUGGAUGAGCCGUCCACCUUCCCGUCUCCGGACCCGCCCUUUCACUCGUCAGAGUGCAAAGACGGCCCCGUGAGGACGAUCAGUUUCGCAGAGAUCAAGUUCAACCCCGAGCCUCGCAGGAAGAAGACGGCCAAGAUCAACAGCCGGGAGAGGAAGGCCAUGAAGGUGCUUCCUGUCGUUGUGGGCGCCUUCCUCUUCUGCUGGACUCCAUUCUUUGUCCUCCACACGAUGCGAGCUCGCUGUCGGGACUGCCGCGUCCCACCGGCCCUGAUGAGCGUGGUGACGUGGCUCGGCUACGUCAACAGCGCCCUCAACCCCGUCAUCUACACCGUCUUCAACACCGAGUUCAGGAACUUCUUCAAGAAGUUUCUGCACCGCUGCUGCUCCAAGAGCGAUGGAUGAGGACGCCGCUGCCGCCGCGUGACAGCCGCUGGCAGAGACGCUGCCGACUGACGCUGUAGUGUCUGUAGUCUGUAUGUCGCCAUCGUUUCCUUCCUCUGUGAGGUUUUAUUUUUCUACGUGUGCCGACAGCAACGUUUGUUUGAGCUUCAAGUUUCCUGCGAGGAAGCUUCAGUCUGAGGAUCAGAAACACACCUCCAUCAACC